Pecten maximus is the source of this 872-nucleotide messenger RNA. Its product is annotated as anaphase-promoting complex subunit 10-like. Gene Ontology annotation, biological process: protein K11-linked ubiquitination; anaphase-promoting complex-dependent catabolic process. Bases 302 to 859 code for a protein of 185 amino acids. Gene Ontology annotation, cellular component: anaphase-promoting complex. Lineage: Eukaryota; Metazoa; Mollusca; Bivalvia; Pectinida; Pectinidae. The record is from RefSeq and is a predicted model, not a curated record. The transcript has 4 exons.
ACAGUACAUUGAAUUGUAACGAGCACCGCCACUCGAUUCACUGGUGCCUGACUCGUUUUAUAAAAUAAUAACAUAUAUUUAUAUGUACUCUAUAUGUUAUUAUUUUAUAAAACGAGUCAGGCACCUGUGCUCGAAUCUCAUAUUAUGAGCUUGGAAGUUGGAAAGCUAUUAAACCAAAAAAAUCCCACGAAAAGACGAAGUUAGAAAUACAAAAUGUACGUCGAAAUAAUUACUGCAACCUUCAGAUUACAACUAUUGAACUAACGUAAAAUUACAUACAUUCCCAACAUAUGUAGCUGUGAUGAGUUCAAAGUUAACAGCCAAUCCUGAUCUGGAUGUGUUUAAGGAAGAGAGAGAAGGAAAGCUGCGGGAAGUUGGUGGCCAUGCAGUAUGGUCAUUGUCUUCAUGUAAACCAGGUUUUGGUGUGGACCAGUUGAGAGAUGAUUCCUCCGAUACAUACUGGCAAUCUGAUGGUCCCCAACCACACCUUGUCAACAUUCAGUUCCGCCGCAAAACCACCAUCCAUGAUAUCUGUAUCUACACCGAUUAUAAGGCAGACGAAAGUUACACACCCAACAGGAUCUCUAUACGUGCUGGAAGCCAUUUUAAUGAUCUGUUAGAAAUAGAACAGAUUGAACUAAGUGAGCCCGUGGGAUGGGUGUCAAUCCCUAUGAAACAAGUGAACAAUAAACCCAUAAGGACAUUCAUGGUUCAGAUAGCUGUGUUAUCCAAUCACCAAAAUGGCCGUGACACACAUCUACGUAGGAUCAAAAUACGCUCUCCUGUUCAUGACUUGUCCAUGGCCAAAAUGCCAAAAUUCACCAGUUUAGAACUGUUGCAAUAUGCUUGUAUUAAAUAGUUUAAAAACACUC